Messenger RNA from Strigops habroptila (Kakapo), 2535 nucleotides. It is a transcript of the gene DNAI4, whose product is annotated as WD repeat domain 78. Bases 403 to 2376 code for a protein of 657 amino acids. The record is from RefSeq and is a predicted model, not a curated record. The transcript is spliced from 17 exons. Gene Ontology annotation, cellular component: axonemal dynein complex. Gene Ontology annotation, molecular function: dynein light chain binding; dynein heavy chain binding. Gene Ontology annotation, biological process: cilium movement. Lineage: Eukaryota; Metazoa; Chordata; Aves; Psittaciformes; Psittacidae.
CGCUCGACGCGGCGGCGCGGCCCCGGUUGCCGCCAUGCAGGGCCCCGGCGGCGGCCGGCGCGGCCCCACGCUCAGGCAACCCUCGAGAGCAAGUUUUUGCAGUUACAGACAGGGGAGCAUCACAAGCAGCAUCUACAGGCACAGAGCAGGGAGCUGCAGAAGCCAAUCCACCACAUCCGAGAGCAGAACUGCAGACAAGUUUUUGAUGAAGGAAAGGAUGUGACACCCCAUCCACUCUUCCAAUCAGACCCAAGAACUGCUGCACUCAGGCGAGACAAGCUCUCUGCAGCCACAGGAUCCCUUUUGCUUGCUCUUUUUCCCACGCAGCAGCCAUCAGGAACUAGUUUAGCCUCUUUCUCAUGGACACAUGGAAGCAGCACCACUUCCAUAUCAAACGCCUCAAUGACUGAGUCUGUACUGGAUGAAACGGCGGAGCCUGGCUCUCGAGGGGACACAACUCUUAGUUUCCCUGAUGUGCAGGUGAGGCAAGAGGAGAUAAAAGAAGAACUGACAGAAGCAGACUUAGAUAGGAGAGUGGAUAUUUACCUCACAGAGACAGAAACUAUCUGGAUACUGAAUCUGCCAGCUGUUGUGAUGUCUACAGAGUCAGAAGAUGCUGACAGAGUUCUGCAGCGGAACAAGGUUUACACUGACAUGUGCAACAGGAAGGCUGAUGACGACCGCUUUGUGGCAAAAUCAAUGCAAACCAUCAACGGAGCCACCAAGAACAAGGAGGUGCAAUGUGACAGAAUCAUCAUGGAAGACAAAGGGGAGAUGGUCACUUCCUGGGACUUUUACGAUACAUUUAACGCAUCGGAAAUAGAACCAAUGUUCAAAACAGAAGGCAGCACAGACAACAAAACAGAGAAGGCAACUGAGACAAGCAGCAAACCUCACACCACUAAAGAGCAGGAUCAGACUACCCCUGUCUCUUCUAACAAAGGCAGCACAACUUCUGUGACUUCGGAAAGUGCUGUUGUUGCCAAAAACCAAGAGGAGGAGGAGAAGUGCCAGUCAGAAGCUCUCCCAAUACCAGAAAACCUUCAGGAGGGUUUAUUUUUCAUGGAGAGGAUUCUAAUGGAGAAUAUUUUCCAACCCAAACUUGCAGCUUAUCGGCAAUUUCCCAUCCUUCUAGAUCCUGAUGUUACCCCAGACAGUAGUGGUACGGAGGGAGAUAAAAAAGAAGCUGAACAAGACAAGCUUGACAGGCAAGAGGAUGAGCAGAAGGAAGCAUUCACUGACCCACCAAUUCUGUCAGCUCUAAAAGAAGAAACUGCACCAAUUCCCACACUGGAACGGCUGUGGUCUUACACGUGUGGCUUAACUAAUGGUCACAGCGUGAGCAGUAUGGCCUGGAGCAAAGUAAACCCAGAUCUUUUAGCUGUUGGUUAUGGAGCAUUUGAUUUUAAAGGCCAGAAGAAAGGCUUGGCCUGCUGCUGGUCACUGAAGAACCCCAUGUGGCCAGAGCGUGUUUUCCAGUGUGAGUAUGGUGUUACUGCUCUGGAUUUUUCCAUGGCAAGCCCGAAUCUCUUGGCAGUUGGAAUGUACAAUGGAUCUGUCGCAAUCUAUGAUGUACAGAACUGGAACGACACCGUGCUCUUGGACAGCAGUGAAUCCCCAAAUAAACAUACAGGUCCUGUGUGGCAACUGAGGUGGGUAGAACAGGACAGAGGUGAGGCAGGAGGUGGCAAAAGAGAGAGACUGCUCUGUAUCUCAGCAGACGGACGAAUAACCGAGUGGUACAUACAGAAAAGACUCGACUGCACUGAUCUGAUGAAAAUAAAGCGAAAAGAAAGUGAGAAGAAAAGAUUACCAGGUAAGAAAGAGAGGAAAAGCAAAGCGCUGAUAUCUCGACAGGCAGCUGGGAUGUGCUUUGACUUCCAUCCAAAGGAUACAAACUUUUAUCUUGCUGGAACAGAAGAGGGCUGCAUCCACCAAUGCUCUUGUUCAAGCAAUGGGCAGUUUCUAAAGACAUACAGAGGCCAUAAGGGUCCUGUGUACAAAGUCGCCUGGAACCCUCUCAGCACUGACAUGUUCCUCAGCUGCUCUGCAGACUGGAGCAUUAUCCUGUGGCACCAGGAUUCACAGACACCCGUUUUAACCUUCAGUUCUGCCAGUGCUUUUGUUCAUGAUGUUAUGUGGUCUCCAAAAUCAGCCUUCAUGUUUGCAGCAGUGAAUGAAAGCAGAGUAGAAAUUUGGGAUCUUAGGGUCAGCAUCUUGGAGCCCGUGCUGUCUCGCUUUGCCAACCCAACAGUCAAAUUCACAUCUGUCCUCUUUGCUAAGAACACCGACUGCCUUCUCGUAGGAGACAGUCAAGGAGAAGUCGGUGUGUUUUUGUUGCAGAACCUGGCUGCUCCCAACAGUAGUAAGGUUUAAGGCUUUACCUUAUAGGAUAUAAUUGGUCCUGCUGCAGGUGUUUAACAGUAGCUAAACAAUACCCCUUCUUGGCUGGCAGACAGUGAGAAAGACCUAUUGUAGUUUUAACAGAAACAGUUUAUUCUUUUUCAAUUAUUAAAAUUUUGCCAUGAAACCAUA